This is a messenger RNA of Aricia agestis (brown argus), 1111 nucleotides long. RefSeq lists its product as uncharacterized. Gene Ontology annotation, cellular component: membrane. The record is from RefSeq and is a predicted model, not a curated record. Gene Ontology annotation, molecular function: phosphatidylinositol bisphosphate binding. Bases 166 to 1098 code for a protein of 310 amino acids. The transcript is spliced from 6 exons. Lineage: Eukaryota; Metazoa; Arthropoda; Insecta; Lepidoptera; Lycaenidae.
CUCCGAAGGAAAUAUAAAUUAAAAUACUUAAUGAAAAAUCGUAUUUGCUUGUAUUUAAGACAUCAUUAGUUAUACGUUACACAUACACACUCAAGUCAAAAAAGAAAAUAAAGUGAAGAUAGAAAUAAAGUAAAAAACAAAAUAAAGUGAAAAAUCAAAAAUUAAAUGGAAAAACACAAGCUGAUAGACCUAAACGAGGAUACGUUGGAGAAGAUAAGAAAGUCGUAUAAUAUGGACGAUAAGAAGAGAAGAGAAGAAGCAAUAGGAGCUUUGAGGAGCUGGGUGCAGAAACAGGACCAUCUCAUCAAGAAGAAUUAUACUGAUCGCUACCUGGAAUGGAGGAUUCUGACAAGCAAGGGUUCCGUGGAGCGAGCGAAGACGAUGAUCGACAAGAUAUGCACGUUCAGGACUUUGUACCCGCAGCUGUUCGGCGUGUACAACGUGAAGGAGGACUUCGGGAACCUUAGCGAUAAUGUAAUAGUUUUUGCGCUACCAAAAGUACUUAAUGAAGACAUCAGAGUUUACGUGGUAAAAUUUUUCGACAAAGAGCCAAUUAGCAAAUUCUUUAUGAACUACCUCCGAUAUAUUCUAGUGAUGUGCGAGUACCUGGCAGCACACGACUACCUGGAGAAGGUGUGUGUUAUCUACGAUCUGCGGGAGGCGAACCUCGCCAGUUUCGUCUCCGACAUGGACUUCAUAGAGAUGAAACGGGAAAUAACCGCGCUACUUGAAGGCUACGGAGUUAGACCACAGAAUAUCCUGAUAAUGACGAAGUCCAAGGUGGUCGAGACGCUGUUAUCCAUCGUCAAAACGUUCCUGAAGCCGAAGAUAAUUCAGAGGAUCCAGGUGAUCAAGAGCCAUGAGGAGCUGCACGAGUUUGUACCGCGCGAGAUGUUGCCAGAAGAUUAUGGAGGCAAGGAGCCUUCGUUGAACGAGACACAAGACUUAUGGACUAGAGUCCUCUCCUCCGAGUACACCAUGGACAUCUUGCGGGCCGCGUACGAGGCUCGUACGGACGAGACGCGACGUCGCACGGGGCAGUUCAGCGAGCAGUACGCCGGCGUCGCGGGAACCUUCCGAUAUCUUAAUGUCGAUUGAACUGUUCCUGAUG